GAAUGUAUAUAACACUCAAUGGCUGAUCACUGAAUCUAUAAAUCAUUCUUGGAUUGGUUUUCCCAUAGCCAAUGUUCCAUUUGAUCUUGCCGUCACAUCACAACCGGUUAAUCCGUUUGCUCGUUCAAAAGAAAGUGAAUAAUAGAAGAAAAUGAAAUAGUCAAAUGAAUGAUAUGGUAAAUAAGUUAUUAUAAUCUACGACAAGAUGAUUGUGCUACAAAGUACUUCACCUGGAGUGAAAAUUUUCAUAGUUGUCCUACUUUCGCUAAUUGAAUUAUCUAAGCAGGACUGUGUAUGGUAUGGUGUAUGUAAUACUGAUAGUCUUAAUCAUCAUCAAUAUUGUCCCUACAAUGGCACCGCCAAACCUAUGUCUGAUGAAGGGCUAAAACUGAUAAAAGAAAGAUGUGGUUUUUUACUUGAAAAUAACGAAAAGAAUUUUUGCUGUGACACUGAUCAGAUGAAAAUAUUAAAUGAUAAUGUUAAAUUAGCAGCUGCUAUUCUUGAUAGAUGUCCAUCGUGUAUGGUAAAUUUAGUUCGCCAUAUUUGCGAAUUUACAUGCUCUCCAGUUCAAUCCGAAUUUGCAAAAAUUGUUUCAACGGAAAUUAAUAAUGGUGUAGCAUACAUUACAUCUUUAGAUUUACACAUAACAGAAGAAUAUGUUAACAAAACUUAUAAGUCGUGCUCUCAGGUAUCAGUGCCCCAAACAGGUCAAUUAGCGUUGGACCUAAUGUGUGGUUCAUAUCCGGCCUCACGUUGCAGUCCUACAAAAUGGUUUACUUUUAUGGGCGACAAACAUAUUAAUGUAUAUGCUCCUUUUCAAAUCACAUAUAAGCAAAGUCCGACAAACUCCUCAAUGGAUGGAUUCACCCCUCUUAAUCCUAAAACAACUCCUUGCAAUAAAGCUAUUAAUAGCGAACUUCCUGCAUGUUCUUGUUCAGAUUGCGAUUUGUCAUGUCCUCUAGCUCCCGAUGAGCCGAUUACACCACCUCAGUUUAAAAUUGCCGGAUUUGAUGCUUUUGCUGUUAUAAUGACAGUGGUAUUUUCUGUAGGAUCACUUGUAUUCCUAAUGGGAUCAUUUCUAUUUACUAAAGACUCAAUAAAUGAUGAUGAUUUUCACAUUGGUAAUGAUGGAGUAACAGAUGAUUCAAUGUAUAAACAGGAACCAAGAUAUUUUGAAAAACUUGGUGCACGUACAGAAUUCUUCUUGGAAAACUUUUUUACAAGAUGGGGUACUUUUUUUGCAAGUUAUCCGUGGAUUACUUUGCUUGGAGGCGUGGUAGUAGUAGCAGUUCUUGGAUAUGGUAUAACGUUUGUACAAAUAACAACGGAUCCUGUCAAACUUUGGGCAUCACCUUCUUCCAAGUCGAGAAUGGAAAGAGAAUUCUUCGAUUCAAAGUUUGAACCUUUUUAUAGAAUAGAACAAGUUAUAAUCAAAGCCGUGGAUUUGCCAUAUAUUAUUCACAACACUUCAAAUGGACCAAUCAAGUUUGGUCCAAUUUUUGAUAAGAAUUUUCUUCUUAACGUCUUGGACUUGCAAGAACAAAUACAGAAUCUCAACGCAAGUGGUACAUCCUUAAAUAAUAUAUGCUUUGCACCCCUGAAGGAUGAAGACAGUACUGUUAUGCCGUCUGAUUGUGUUGUGCAAUCUAUAUGGGGUUAUUUUAAUGAUGAUAGAGAUAGAUUAAAUGAUCAAGAUGAGGAUAAUGGAUAUAAUGUUACCUACUUAGAUGAAAUGUACCAGUGCAUGAGCAAUCCAUACUUGUGUUUAGCUGCUUACGGUGGACCCGUGGAUCCUGCUAUUGCUUUAGGCGGCUUCUUAAAACCUGGUGAUCAGCUAACAGGGAGCACUAAAUAUGAGCUUGCUGAUGCGAUAAUUUUAACAUUUUUGGUUAAAAAUCAUCAUGAUAGAAGCCAGUUAGUUCAAGCAUUGGAAUGGGAAAAGUACUUUGUUGAGUUUAUGAUUAACUAUAUUAGGAAUAACAAGAGUGAAUCAAUGGACAUUGCAUUCACGAGCGAGCGAUCUAUUGAGGAUGAAUUGAAUAGAGAAUCGCAGUCAGACGUAUUAACCAUUUUAGUAUCAUAUAUUAUCAUGUUCAUUUACAUAGCAAUAUCUCUAGGACAUGUCCAAGAGCUUAAAAGAUCUCUAAUUGAUAGUAAGAUAACUCUGGGUAUAGGCGGGGUUAUUAUUGUCUUGGCGUCCGUAUCUUCAUCUGUUGGAGUAUUUGGAUACAUAGGCUUACCAGCAACUCUAAUUAUUGUUGAAGUAAUACCAUUUUUGGUGCUGGCCGUCGGAGUUGAUAAUAUAUUUAUUCUUGUGCAGACUUAUCAAAGAGAUCAGCGCAGAACUAAUGAGACAACGGAACAACAGGUAGGACGUGUCCUAGGUCGCGUAGGUCCAAGCAUGCUUUUGACAUCUAUAAGUGAAAGCUGUUGCUUCUUUCUUGGUGGUCUAUCUGAUAUGCCAGCGGUAAAGGCAUUUGCGUUGUAUGCGGGAGUAGCUCUACUAAUUGAUUUUAUUUUGCAAAUCACGUGUUUUGUUGGAUUGUUCACUUUAGAUAUAAAACGAAAAGAAGAAAAUCGUCUAGAUAUAUGUUGUUUUGUGAAAUGUAAGAAAUCAGACAAUAUGUACACAAAUGAAGGUCUUUUAUAUAAAUUUUUUAGAGGUGCCUAUGUUCCAUUUCUGAUGAAAAAGACUGUGAGGGCGUUUAUAAUGAUUAUAUUUUUUGCCUGGCUCUGUGUUAGCAUAGCUAUUGUUCCAAAAAUUGAUAUAGGUCUUGAUCAGGAACUGGCAAUGCCCGAAGAUAGUUUUGUUUUGCAUUAUUUUCAAUCUCUAAAUGAACACCUUAAUAUUGGUCCCCCCGUAUAUUUUGUACUUAAGGGGGAUAUUGAUUUUGCAAAUAGUUCCAAUCAGAACUUGGUAUGCUCUGGACGAUAUUGCAAUGAUGACAGUGUUUUAACACAGAUAUAUUUGGCCAGCCGAAGGUCAAACUUAACUUAUAUUGCUCGUCCUGCAUCAAGUUGGAUGGACGAUUAUUUUGAUUGGUCUUUCUCUUCAUCUUGUUGCAAGUAUAAUUCGGACAAUGGGAGCUUCUGUCCGCAUACAGAUACUUCCUGUACGAAAUGCAAUAUAACCAAAAAUCAUUUCCAACGACCGAGUCAGCAUGAUUUUGGAAAAUAUCUACCAUUUUUCUUGAAGGACAAUCCUGAUGACAUCUGUGUUAAAGCAGGUCAUGCUGCGUAUAGUACGGCAGUGCGUUAUAAUUAUAAUAACAACUCUCUUAAUGUGGAGUCUUCAUAUUUUAUGGCAUACCAUUCAAUAUUGAAAACAUCAUCCGACUAUUUCUUAGCUUUAGAAUCGGCCAGAAAGAUAUCUGCUAACAUUACGCAAAUGUUGCAACACAACCUAAUUUCUGACGGACUACCAAUGGACUUGGCAUUGCAAGUCGAAGUAUUUCCUUAUUCAGUAUUCUAUGUGUUCUACGAACAAUAUUUAACCAUGUGGUCAGAUACAUUACAAAGCAUGGGCAUCUCAAUACUUUCCAUUUUUAUAGUAACAUUUAUUUUAAUGGGCUUCGAUAUACAUUCCGCUCUUGUUGUAAUAAUCACUAUAACAAUGAUAGUCGUUAACCUUGGAGGCCUUAUGUAUUACUGGAAUAUCUCCUUAAAUGCUGUUUCCUUGGUCAACCUUGUUAUGGCUGUAGGAAUUUCUGUUGAGUUUUGUUCGCAUCUUGUGCACAGUUUUGCUCUUUCAAAGGAGCUCACUCAAGUAACUAGAGCAGCUGAUAGCUUGUCUAAAAUGGGUAGUUCGAUAUUUUCAGGCAUAACGCUUACUAAAUUUGCAGGAAUAUUAGUGUUAGCUUUUGCGAAAAGUCAAAUUUUUCAAGUAUUUUAUUUCCGUAUGUACUUUGGAAUUGUUGUAAUUGGAGCAACUCACGGGCUUAUCUUUCUGCCUGUGCUUUUAAGUUACAUUGGUGCACCUCAAAAUAAUGCACGGCUUGAAUCUCACCACCAAGACAAUGGUGAACAGGAAACAUCUUUAUCGGGGGUUAGAUAAUUUUAGUUAAAGACAUUUUUUAAAAGUUAUACAAAUUCUGCAUCAAUUCAAAAUUGUUAAAAAUCAAAUUAGGUCACGACAUUUUGUCAGAAAUUGUAUUAUUAAAAUAUUUUUGUUGAUAGACAUUUAAAAGAAUCCUUUGUAACACCAUUGAGUUGUUUAGUUUUUGUUUUCUUCUUAAAAUGUACAUGUAAACUGGCUGAGGGUGUGAUAAUUUUUAACCGAUAUUUACAUAUGUACAUAGGUAUUAAACGCUAAUAAAGAAUAACAAGAAAA
Molecule: messenger RNA, 4330 nt
Organism: Drosophila sulfurigaster albostrigata
Lineage: Eukaryota; Metazoa; Arthropoda; Insecta; Diptera; Drosophilidae
Gene: Npc1a
Product: NPC intracellular cholesterol transporter 1
Exons: 12
Coding region: 206-4054 (1282 amino acids)
Cellular component (GO): membrane
Molecular function (GO): lipid carrier activity
Source: RefSeq, a predicted model, not a curated record